This is a messenger RNA of Malaclemys terrapin pileata, 618 nucleotides long. RefSeq names its product olfactory receptor 14A16-like. Bases 1 to 618 code for a protein of 205 amino acids. The transcript has a single exon. Gene Ontology annotation, molecular function: G protein-coupled receptor activity; olfactory receptor activity. Gene Ontology annotation, biological process: G protein-coupled receptor signaling pathway. NCBI's taxonomy places the organism in Eukaryota, Metazoa, Chordata, Testudines, Emydidae. Gene Ontology annotation, cellular component: membrane. The record is from RefSeq and is a predicted model, not a curated record.
AUGUCCAACCGAACCACCUUGACCCAUUUCCUUCUCCUUGGAUUCUCUGAUGUUUGGGAGCUGCAGAUUUUGCACUUUCUGGUAUUCCUGGUGAUUUACCUGGCAGCCCUGAUGGAGAACCUUCUCAUCAUCCUAGCUGUAGACCUUGCCCACCAUCUGCAUACUCCCAUGUACUUAUUUCUGGUGAACCUGUCCCUUAUAGACCUCAGAUUGAUCUCUGUCACCAUCCUCAAAUCCAUGGUCAAUUCUCUAAUCAACUCCAGCUCAAUUUCCUAUGCUGCAUGUGUUACCAAAAUCUUUUUCCUCAUCUUCUUGAUGGGAGCAGAUUUUUCCCUUCUCACUAUCAUGGCGUACAACCGAUACAUCACCAUCUGCCAACCACUGCACUACGAGAGUGUGAAGAACAGGAAAGCUUGUGUCCAAAUGGCAGCCAGUGCCUGGAUCGGUGGAUUUCUUUACUUUGCACUGCACACCGGGAACACAUUUGCAGUAACAUUCUGUGCAGGCAACAUGGUGGAUCAGUUCUUCUGUGAAAUCCCCCAGCUCCUCAAACUUGCUUGCUCUAACUUGUACUUCAGUGAAAUUCGGGCUCUCAUCUUUAGUGCAUGCAUAGUCUGA